Tremella mesenterica DSM 1558 is the source of this 2639-nucleotide messenger RNA. RefSeq lists its product as uncharacterized. Lineage: Eukaryota; Fungi; Basidiomycota; Tremellomycetes; Tremellales; Tremellaceae. The transcript has 4 exons. Bases 318 to 2639 code for a protein of 773 amino acids. Gene Ontology annotation, biological process: establishment or maintenance of cell polarity; ubiquitin-dependent protein catabolic process. The record is from RefSeq and is a predicted model, not a curated record. Gene Ontology annotation, cellular component: MUB1-RAD6-UBR2 ubiquitin ligase complex.
CUAUUCAUUAUUCAUGUCUUGAAAAACAACAUUUCCUAUCAUCUGUCAUUAUACUCUUCGUACCUAUCACGACAUCCAAGCUCUUCUUCUUUACUUCUUGACUCUUUGAAAUUCAACGACAAAGGUACGACUCAUUCAAAUACUACAAUCAACUGGACCGACCACCGUCUCACUCCACUCAUCGUCUUGCCAUAACGCUGUCAGCGUAUAUCACUGAGCCACCUUCAGAAUUGUAAGACGAGAUAAUUGCAAAACGUACACAUAUAUCACACAGUCAUCAGCGGUCGGUAGCGGGAUCAUUGAGGGAAAAGAUUAAGAUGAGAGAAUCAAAUUAUACAUAUCCACCUCAGAAUAGAGCUGUUCUCACUAUAACCCAUUUGUUAUAUGACCGUAGAGCACUCGACACCACUUCCCCCAUCGCUCUCCUGAACAACUUGAUCUCACUUACACAUCUCACUUCUACCGCCCCUCGUAUCCGCGAAAUCUUAACAUGCGACGGUGGUCUAGAACGUUUAAUCGACAUAAUACGUUCUUCCACUCUCCCACGACCCACACCUCGAAUGCACGACCUCUGGGGUUUAAACGGUCCAAGUACAGCUCGUGUUUUGCCACACGACAAACAAGUCCAGCUUCGAUAUUGUCUCGCCUUCCAAAGUGUCGUCAAUCUAGGUGUUCGAGGGAACGAAGCUGUUCGAACACGUGUUGUUCAAGCUGGUGUCUUGGAUAUCACAGCUGAAAUCUUAGAACAUUGGUUGAAAGAUCAAGGAAUCUCUAUACAUCCUGGUCCUCUUGGUAGUCAAGCUGCUGUAGACGCAGUGGCCAAAGGUGAUAUACCACCCGGAGUUGGUGAAUGGGGAAGAAGACAUAAAUAUUUCAGCAUGAUACGACGUGAUCAAAUUGAAGGAAAUGAAGAACAAAAUGUUUCCACUCAAAAUUUCAAUCUAGGGACGUUUGGUCAAUCACACAGGGAAAGAGGCGAAAGAACCAGAGAGAGGGAAGUGAGGGAUAGACAAAGGGAGAGAAGACAAGUUGAAACCGUUGAUACUGAUGUCGAUAUGGCCGAUACAGAAGAUGCAGGAACGGACGCGGCUAGUGUAGGUGCAGAUGAUAGUAUGGACAUCGACGACGAAGGAACUAUACAUCCACCAUUAUCCGCCAUUAGUCAAACUCCAAGAGCUUCACAACAUUUACUUCCUCUCCCACUCACCAUUGCCCCUCCUUCUCGAUCAGUCAUCCCAGAAGCUGAAGAGCAACCCUCGACAUCCGCUUCAAGUGCUGCGGAUUCCAUGUCUGGUGAUGAUGGUCCCAUUCCUCGAGCUACUUCCGAUUCCAACUUAGCCCGAACGGCAAUUGAAGCUAGUCAAUCUUUACGUACUCCAGCUCUCAGCAUCGGUAUACCCGGUAGGACACUGCCUCCACUGGGUAGGGAGACUAUGAGCAAUCGAUCAAGUCCAGUGGGUACACCACGAAGAACGGAAACGGCAGAUUCACGUAUUCGCGGUCGUCGAGGAACCAUAGUCGCUCGACCUAUUGGUUUGAUGCCUCGUAAUGACCUCCGAGAUGGUGGUGGAAGUGGUACUUCUGAUGGAGGUGAAGAGAUUGAUUUACCAACUGCUACGGUCGCUCAAGGUUUGAUAACCGCUCAAGCUCAACAGAGACAAGGUCGAGCUACUGUCAUCCCAGGUGAUGAUGACCCAGAAGAAUCACCUGCCAAUGUUGAAAUCGCCGAUACGGCACGUACCAUUCCUGACGAUUCCGAUAUAGAAGCCAUGGCCGCUGAAGAAGCUCGAUUAGAUUUAGAAGCUGGUGCACCUCCUGGUCAACCAGGAGCCACUGAAACACCACGUACAGUUCCUGAAGCGGAUCCUACACCUCGACAAACAACUACGGAAGUUCCUGUAGAAGCAGUGGCGGAUGAAGUUCAAGAACAAGCUCAAAUCAUCAUUGCUAAUGGUGCACCGAGAGGGUUUCAAGAUCUUAACGCUUAUGUUGGACUUUCAUCACUUUUAAACCCAGAUACCGAUCGUUAUUCCGAUGAUGCUGUUUUAUUAGCACUUCAACUCCUAGCUUAUCUCUCGAAAUACCCUCAUGUGAGGGAUACAUUCCAUCAUCCUCGGAAACCGAUGCAUCCGACUUUUGACCUUUUCUCAGAUCAAAUGCCAUCUCCUUUACCUGAACGACCGGCUUUAUCCGUUAGCGCCAACAUCUUCAGUCUCGCUCAGAGGUUCACGUUCAAACCUGGUCCAGCCGAUCCGGAUAUGUUCAGGAUACCAGUGGAGAUACAAUAUUGGGCAGGAGUGAUCAUGCGGAAUGCCUGUAGGAAAGACGAGGCGAAUGGUGGGACUAGACAAUGUGCUAGGAUGGAUUGUGGGAAGAAGGAGACUGUUGCGAGGGAAUUUUCAAAGUGUAGGAAAUGUAGGAAGGCCAAAUAUUGUUCGAAAGAAUGUCAAAGUAUGGCAUGGGCAGAAGGUCAUCGGUUCUGGUGGGUUGUGGUUAAUUUCUCUCCCUCUGCCCUGGUAUCACCCAACACCUUGUCCUCUUCCCUCCUCCUUGAGCUCACAAGUAUCAUUAACUCCUACUUAGUGAACCCAUCAGUAUUUCCGUCAAGCAAGUGGUCUCAUAAUCUCCACGUGCAAUGA